Molecule: messenger RNA, 474 nt
Organism: Phragmites australis (common reed)
Lineage: Eukaryota; Viridiplantae; Streptophyta; Magnoliopsida; Poales; Poaceae
Product: predicted GPI-anchored protein 58
Exons: 1
Coding region: 1-474 (157 amino acids)
Source: RefSeq, a predicted model, not a curated record
AUGGCCGCACAAGGUGUUGUGGUUUCUUGCUUCGAAUCACCUGCUACUCUAGUAUUUGAGGUCUCUAUCUCAUCGAUUCAUGAUGUUAGCACUACUACUUCUAUAUUAGCGACCGCACCUACUCCUACACCUGCUGUCAGUGCACCUCGUCCAAAGGAUCCUGUUGUGGCGAUGACACCUACUCCUGCUCUUGGUGUUAGUGCACCUACUUUGGAGGAUCCUAUUGUGGCAACCGCGCCUACUCCUGCUCCUGUUGUCAAUGCACCUGCUCCGGAGGAUCCUGUUGUGUCGAUUGCACCUACUUCCUCUGCAAGGCCUUUGUCUCCUAACUUCGACGCCCUUUCUACUUCUAAUGAGGCUGAGCACGACCCCGACUCUGGCUCUGACUUCGGUUUUGGUUCCAGGUUCAAGGUUUGUCCUUCUACCGCCACAACGACACCUCCUUCUUCUCCGAACUUGGAUGCCAAGAGGUAG